Molecule: messenger RNA, 2100 nt
Organism: Umbelopsis ramanniana AG
Lineage: Eukaryota; Fungi; Mucoromycota; Umbelopsidomycetes; Umbelopsidales; Umbelopsidaceae
Exons: 15
Coding region: 65-1741 (558 amino acids)
Cellular component (GO): cytoplasm
Source: RefSeq, a predicted model, not a curated record
UUCCGACGUAGCCUGUGGACGUGCAUUUGCUCACUUUACCACACAUUCUAAACAGCUUUGGUACAUGACUGAACAAGGACCUCGUAGAUCCUUGGACCAGAACAAGGAUGCUCAGAUUGCAGCCGUUUUGGUAGUAGGAUUUCACCAUGCUUAUGGCCCUAUCUUGGAGUUUUGCUAUCCGCCACUUCCCCAGCGUCAGGGUCAGGAUCCCCAAACCACACUAGAGAAGAUAGAGCUGCCUGAGGAAUGGAGUUUUCUUCCAUUCUUGGCCCUUCCAGACGGCGCACACCAAAAGGACGAAGACUUUUCUUAUUUUCAUCUGCCACCCGUCGCUGGUUGGGAGGUUGCUGAGACAACUUUGUUUGGAAUAUCGUGUAAUCGACAGAUAGCAUCUAAUGAUUUACUGGUGAAAUCGUCUGAUGUCACUCGCUCCAUCGUUCAGAAGGCGGUUGUGGUUUUGGCGCGACAACCCAUUUUUGGUCCUAUUAGGCAGAAACUCGCCGUCAUUACCGCUGCCUGGUUCAAUGAGAAGGACUUUACCAAGCUUGAUAUACUAUAUAACUUUUAUGACAACCUUAAUUUAACACAUAUUGGACCUAUUGACGACCCUACCUUGUAUAUGGGAACAUCGCUUCGAGAGCUAUGCCAAAAAUUUCGAUCCAAGACUUUGACUUUGAUAAAAUUGCUUCUACUUGAGAAACGGAUAUUAUUCUAUGGAUACCCUGUCGAGCAGCUGUGCACAUUCCAAUAUUCUCUCAUUUCGUUAAUACCAGGACUUUUGAGGACUCUUCAAGACUCAGGUGACCCAUCAUUAGACACCUCAACGGAGAACUUGGAAGUGACGGAAGCCAAGAUCCUCUCAAACGGAAAUAAAGCAAGUCUUUUGAAAUACAUGGGGCUUCCACUGCAUUUAUUUGGAAAGGGCUCAUUCUUUCAACCGUACCUACCUCUACAACAAAUUGAUAUGCUCUCUGACAAAGAUACUCAUUCGUAUCUAGUUGGCACUACCAAUCAACUCUUUUUUCAUCAAAAGACAGAGAUCAAUUUUGAUGUGCUCGUCCAUGUGGAAAAUGGAACACUUGAGUUUUUUGACCCACAAUUAGCGUCCCUUGUAAGCCAUACAACGGCUGAUCGACGGUGGAUGGAUAAACUCACUAAAGUCAUUAAUGCCACUUGGGAUCCAGCAGACCCCACUAGACCUAUACAAAAUACGUACCUGGGAUCGGAUGAUUAUUUAAGAGCACGCUUUGAAGAGUAUAUUAUGUCACUUCUAUCCAGCGUCAAGUAUGCACAGGCAUUUGAUCCUAAGAACGCCUUCAAAAGCGAAAGUACUAUGGAUGAGAUCAUGAGAGAUGAAGAAAAAGAAAAGAAUUACUUGCUUGACUAUGGAAUGAAUUGGGUCAAUGCGUGGAGAAAGACAAACAAUUACCAACUCUGGGAUGAGUUCACGGAUCACGAGAUAUACGAAAUAGUGGAGCCAGGGCACCCCGGACAAGGCAACAUGUCACUAGGUGAUUUACAGAAUUCAUUGUCAAAUCGCAUAAGAGACAUGAGAAUUCGACAAAAUCUAUCACCGCUGCGGCAGUCGCUGACAAAGGCUGUGUCGACCGGAGGAUCGAAUAUAUCGCGGGCUGUAUCUAGUGGCGGAAUCCGUUUAAUGCGAGGGGUGGAUGCAUUGUGGACCGAGUUUGAAAAAGAAGGAAAUUUCAAAAGCGAUGGAGGAAUCCAUGGCUCAAGCUGAAAAACGUAGAGAGGCAAGAUCGGAGGUAACAAAUGCUCAGCCCCAUAAAAAUGCUAUUGUUGGCAAUGAGCCUGCCGUACCAGCGACCUAUCCACCGCCACAAACGAAUGCGCAUAAGCCUUCUAUCAAAACAAAUCGAUCUGGACAACAAGGAAUAAGCAGUAGCCUUAGUUCAUCUGUAGACAGUCUCGGCAAGAAGAGUGAAGCAAACAAUGUUCAAAAUAAUAGCCUUCGAUAUGACUAGACAAUCAUGUAUGUUUCAGUACCAAGCACACCACCAAAGUAAUAUAUUUGUCCAUUUCUUUUUAAAAAUAUCAACAUUGUCUUAGCCCAUGCCAAAAUGGGAUUGUAUACACAAA